Messenger RNA from Gallus gallus (chicken), 23169 nucleotides. RefSeq names its product nuclear factor of activated T-cells 5 (gene NFAT5). Gene Ontology annotation, biological process: calcineurin-NFAT signaling cascade; cytokine production; regulation of transcription by RNA polymerase II. Gene Ontology annotation, cellular component: transcription regulator complex. Gene Ontology annotation, molecular function: transcription factor binding; RNA polymerase II cis-regulatory region sequence-specific DNA binding; DNA-binding transcription factor activity, RNA polymerase II-specific. The transcript has 14 exons. Lineage: Eukaryota; Metazoa; Chordata; Aves; Galliformes; Phasianidae. The record is from RefSeq and is a predicted model, not a curated record. Bases 11959 to 16350 code for a protein of 1463 amino acids.
GCCCGCUCGGCCCGCCCGCCCCGGCCGCAUUCCUGGCCCGGCCGCGGCCGCCUCAAGAAUGCGUCCCGACAGGUUCUGCCCGCGGGGGCGGCGGGGGGCUCGCGGCCCGCCCGGGAAUGCGGAUGGGCCUCGCGGGGCCUGCGGCGGGGAACGGCGCUGCGCGGCGGCUGAACCCGGGGGAGCGGAGCGGAGCGGGCCGGGCCGGGGGGCGGCGGGGCCGGGGGGAGCGCCGGCAUCCAAUGGGCCCGCGGGGAGCGCGGCGGGACAAAGGCAGCGGCCGCCGGUCCGGUCAUUUAAAGGCUGUAACGUCGCUACGUUGGGUGAAAUCGUCGGAGGGGCGGCGAUGUGGGGCCGCGCGGCUGGGUAGAUAGAGAAUAGUGUGCCAAUGCGCUGAGGGCAGCUGUGCAGAGCUGGACGUUGGAGGAAAGAUUAAAGUGGGAUUUUUGAAAAAAAAAUUAUGCAUUUAGGAUUUCUGAGCCGAUGUUAAUGUGCUCGUGAACUGUGAGACGUGCGUCAGUAAUGCUGGAGCUAGAAGAAAUAAAACCACUUUGCUGAAUGAAGUACGACUUGGGAGCUCUCGCUGCUCGGGGCCUUACAGCUGCCGUUGCCGUGUGGCACUUUGUGUGCUUUUACAGCCCUGUUGCUGUGGGGCUCUAAGGCUGCCCUGCUGGACUCGAUGGUCCCGACGGGUCCUCCCCAGCUUGGGGUAUUUGAUGGUUCUGUGGCCUGACAUUCACGUGUGCCACCUGGCUUUGCUCUUACAAGGGGGCAGUUCUAACAAAGAAAGAAAAUAAAAAUACAGCUGGUGGGGAAGUCAAUUUAAAAAAUCGUUUGGGUGGUUGUACUGAGAAUUUGAAAAGUGCCUAACUAAAACCAUUUAUAAAGCCUUGUAACGUAGAGGUGUUCCCUAUAAGAAUGAGGUUUCCUCAAGGGCUCGUGCUCAACUGCGCAGAACUUGUGGGCUCGCUCAUCUUGCUGUGAAUUGGCAACAUCUUCGAGUUGUUUCAGUUUAAUGGGAUGACUGAAUGUCAGCUUCAGGUAGGAAGAGCCUCUCAAACUGGUUCAUCAGGAGCGCAUUCUUCUGGGGGCACCGCUGUGGGGUCACAGCCCGCAGAGGGACGGCUCAUGCUGGGAGUGCCCAUAGGAGCUGUGGGUGCAGCGGGGCAGAGGCGUACAGUGCGGUGGGGGACACCCUAAAACACGACUUGCUUUUUGCAUUUGGUCAUAGUGGAAGGUUGAGGAGAUGUUAGUUUGGAAUGCGUUUUGAUCUAAAUUGGAAGUUAGAAUGAAUGGUAUUCUUACGCAGAAUAAAUAAUUAAUCCCUCCUCUUUGCUGCAAGGUUUGUUGGUAUGAUUUUAGCAGGAUUUCGGGGAAGAUAUUAGUGGUUAUCUGAUUAAUCGGGACGCGCUUGGUUGCCAUUUUAUUUCAUAGAUGGUACAGAUAAACUUAUCCCAUGCACUUACGCUCUGGAUAAACUUAUCCUGGAUCAGAGUGUAAGUACAACUGAUGAGAUAAAGGAGGAGGUCUGCGCAGAGCUGUGUGCUGAUGGGUGGCUGUGCUGGGAGCAGGGCGGUGCUGCCCCACGGCUGGAUCCCACUCACAGGCUGCCCCGCGGCUUUUCCUCCGUGCCCUGGUUGUGAGUUUGGCUGCAUUGCUUGGUGCCUGCGUGUGAGUGCCAGCUGUGGUCACAGAGGUGUUUUGGUAAUGGAGUGAGGAAGGAGGAUUGGGGUGUUCCAAGGGGUCAGUGAAACUUCCUAACGUUUGUGCUUUGCUUGGUUGCAAGCAGAGUCGGAGAGUGUUAGCGCUCGGAUUAAAUCAUGCCAUCUGCUCUUAGGGAAGAAGAGAGGUUAGAUUCGAAUGUGCAGAGAGUUGGAUGAGGCUGAUGCGGUGCUUUAUGGCACGGCCUGGCCUGCUCCCUGUGGCUGUUACGUCACCGGCACGCUGUCACUGCGCGUUAACAUUCUCUCUUCACGGCCACUUCAGUGCAGGUUUUUGUCCUCGUGUUUCUGUCACAACGUCCAGCAAAACUUCUGAACCCACACGGACCUGAGGUGAAAUGGCAAUCGAAUGUGAGAAUCAUUGAUUUGAAAUUGGCUCUGAUUAUGCUUUUGAGGGUGCUUUUUCCCAUUCAUGUUUAGCUUGGACGAGGGAAUAUUUUCCUUUGAGUGUCCCAAGAGCUUUAUCUUCCAGUUCGUACUUCUGCACUUGCAGCUGACGAGCAGUCCCAGCUAGCGUGCAUCCACACUUGCUGAGUUCAGACAGUCUCCUCCCUCUCUUUUCCUCACUGCUCUGCUCACACCGAUGUUUCUGUAGCCCUACGUUGAACUGUUGGCUUGGGGAAUGGUCAUGUUAAAACAAACUCAGUUUUUCCUUUCUUCAUUCUCCUUUAAAAAAAAAAAAAAAAGGAAGAGGGGAAGAGAAAUGAUGGCGUUAUGGCUGCGGAUGGAGUUUGCUGUGGAUCUCCUCGAAUGACUUACGCUGACUCAAGGAAGGGAUGUGUGAAAACUAGCUGUGGGAAGGGUGGGCCCACGUCUGGCUCAGCGUGCCCAGGAAGCAGCUGUGAUCCUCGGGCUGUGGGAUCUGCGGCCUCUGGGACACGGCGGCUGUGGGGCUGGUGCUGGAGCUCAUCCCUGCAGCACUGAGCACCUUGUGCUGAGGACUGGAAAGCUGGCUUUUGGUGUACAGUACAGAACCAGUACCUCUAAAAAGUUGAUCCUUUGUAACCGUUGCUGAAGGAUGGUGGCUGCUAAUAGAUAAUAGUGAUAAAUUUCAGUCUUCCGCUCUUUAUGUAACAUACUGUCCUUUUUGAAAUAAAACAACCAAAAAGUGCAUACAAAUUGCUAAUGUAGUAGAAGAAUCACUGAAGCGUAAAACCAAAAACCUUGAGGCUGGUUGUUCUGUGGUUGAAUAUCAUAUGCAGCAUUCAAAUAUAACAAAGUUAACUAUUCAUUAUGAACAGGCAGAGGUACAAAACUGCAAUCAAAGCAGUUCAUUCAAUGUCAAGCACUAAAUCUGGGCUGAUUAAAUGUGCUAAUUUAGCUAAUGCUUUCAUUUUGACCAGCUAAAAAGUAACGUGUGCUAAAAGUUGCAUCUUUUCACUGGAGCAGGUAAAGAAAAAGCCCUUCACUCUUUUUUUUCUCUGUUUUGUUUUUCAUAUCUGGCAACCUGUAGAACUGCAGGGCUUUUUGGAGCUUGGAAGCAACAAGAAAAAUGUGAGCAGUCUCCUGAAGAGCUCCUUUGCCCUGAAAAUGUCACAUAGUCAAAACUCGGCUUCCUUCCAUGCUUACGUGACUGUGAUCUAUUUGUGCUCACUGGGAUUUAUUGGUGCACUACAUACGCUUUGUAGCAAUUUCUUUUUUUUUACUAGAAUUCUUUUUCUUUCCACAAUCCAAGAAGCAACUCUAGCAACGCAAUGAAUGAAUGAUCAAAGAAGAGCAGAACAGAUGCCUUAUGAAAACAGCAAGAGCCUGCUUUUACAUUUGGACUUCAGAAGUAUACGAGCAGUUUUCAGGAGUAGAAAUAACAUGUUUUAGCUGCUUUGAGGAGCCCCAAGAAGGUGCUGUAGCAGGCAGGCCGUGCCGAGUGUUUCUUUCUGCGGGCUGAUGGUGACCAGAGCAUAGUGAGUUCUGCCGGCCUUGGACGUGUCUGACUCUCUUUUGAGUCCUUCUGUCUUACUGGCUUUAAAGUCAGAGCUAUGGAGUGCGUUGCUGCAAAAUGACUGUCUGGAUUUGGGGCAGGGUGUUGAAUUCCCAGCUUUUCUCACCAGAAUUAGAAAAUUCCAGGACAGUGCUGUUGGAUCAGCCCCUCACUCUGCUGUGUGUUCCUACCCAGUUCUCUACAUUGAGCCAACACAAUGUUUUCUUAUGUCUCCAAAUGAAUGGGAUUGGGAAACCAGUUCAGGAGUACACUGUGCUUUGAGUCGGGUGUUCUGAUGUUCUGCCCCUGAUCCAGCUUACUGUGCAGCUACACUGUGGUGGUAUCCAGACAAGACCGGGCAAACGAGGGCUGGGGUUCGCUGCUGGGGGAGGAAGGGUUUGGGGCAGAGCUGCCGACCACGUGGCUCUGCCUUGGGAUGAGGUGCUCCUUGUGCCCUGCCUGCCCUGUGGUGCAGUGUGCCUUCUGCAUUGGAGGCUUCUCAGGGAUCCAGAAGAUGGAAAACUAUGUGAACUGCCGUGCAGGUUUUCCUGACUGCUGAUAGGCUGCAAAGGCAGAAAAGUCUUUCGCAAUGCUUUCCUUUCUUCUUGCCUUCAUCUUUAGCUUUUUUAGUUCAUUAUAUACUUUGUGGACAUGAGGUUUUGCCUCUUUGCAUCCCUUAUACUUAGUUUUGCUCUGGAAACAUUGUUUUUUGUUUGCUUUUCUUACAUUUUUGAUACUUACUCUACUAGACGUCUGAAGGAGUAGUAAUGAUCACACAGAAAGAUAGCGGCCUGACCUCAUUUUGAAGUUCAGAUACGCUGCUAAUCUUAGCAGGAAUUGGUGAGUGGCCAAAGUGCAGGUGAAGUAAGGUACGUGCUCGUCCCUGUGUGCUUUAUCAUGUCUGUUAUCUUCCCUGUGUUUAUGUUAACAGUAAACUGAUGAGGGUGAAUAUUCUUUGGAUAAGAUUUGGCUUUCUCAUCAGUAAGUACAGCAGCUGUUUUAAGGACUGACUGAAAUGAACUCAUGGGUCUAACUUUGAACUGUAUCGUAACAGUCUCUGCUGGGCACGUGGUAAAAUCCAAAGGAACUGCUGUUUGCAAAAGCAUGCAGUGCUUUAGCAGGGCUUGAAAUGUAGAUGCUUAGCAUCUGUUCGUAGAAUGGAAUCCCAAGUUGAGAGGGACACAUAGGGCCAUCCAGUCGGGCUCCUGAGCAUGAUGGUCAUUCUCUGCUACAUUGCAUGGUAUUCUCAGUUACUUUCUGGUAUUCACCGUGGCUCUUGGUCUGAGUGGCAAAGGUCCCUGCAACAGUGUAGGGAAUGCUUUCCCUUUGGGGUGGGUGUGCUGAGGAGUUGCCCUCCCAGUCCCAUCCAUCAGCUGUCCCAACAGCAGCUGGAGAGCUUUUGCAGUUGCUUUGUAAACAAUUGGAAAGGAUUUGGGGUCACCUUGCAAAGUUUAUGAAACCGGUGCAGUGUACCAAAUAAUGCAGAGGUUUGUUAUUAAAGGCAGGUCUGAGUUGUGGCGAAGUUUGUUUGGCAAACAGAAGGCAGACGGAUAGCAGUCAAUGCCAGUGCUCAGUGGCAAGAUGAGGCAUGUAGGAAAGAAAGAUUUAUAGGCAACAGUAAAAGAAGUUUUCACUUGUUGGAGUUGCACUCCAGUUCAGACAAACAGACACUUACAUGCCAGUUGUUUCAGUCGCAUUGUCCGGGGCCCUGAUGUUUUGUAUGGAUUUGCUGAGCAGAAGAAUCUGUAAGUUUUGAUAGCAGCACUACAGAGUGAUUGGAAAAUAAUAAGCUGCAGAGUUCAGUAGUUUCCAUGAACUGAUGGUAGUUUAUAUUUCCCUGUGCGUAGGGGAACACGAUCUGCUCAUACGACCAUUCACUGGUGGUGGUUGUACAAGCUGCUGUGUGCAGCAGGGCAGGCAGAAGUGACCCCCGCAGCUGUCCUGGCCCCCGGCUGGCCGUGCCCAGCAUCCUCAGCUUUGCUCGUGUGGACUGCUCCAGUCCCUUCGUCAUCCUCGGGGCCCACGUGCGUGUCAGGCUGUGAAUUCUGAAGUGUUCUUGUUGCUAUUGGGACUUCUGUGAGUUCUCACAUCAGCAAUUCACGUCCAGUAUCAAUCUGCACCUGCUUUUCUUACUGGGGCAAGUUGUUCCUCUUGAACGUAGCAGUUUAUUUUCCCAAAAUUUGUAGGAAAUGUAUGGGUUUUGUGUCCUAUUGCCUCUUGGCUGAAGGUAUCUGAGGGUUCGGACUGGAGCUGGAGUUCUGGGCUGCUAAGCUGGAGCCCUGCUGCUCCCUAAGCAGAGGGGUUACGGCUGUUCAGCAGGAGUGUGCUCCUUUGGAAUUGACUUCCUCGGUAUUGUGGAGUUUGGUGCUCCAGGCAUGUGGCCCCGUUCAGCAGUUUUAAACUCUUCUCUGUAUUUUCUACUGGUAGAACUUCCAUCAGUUCUUGGCUGUAAGUAUAUUUGAGUGAACACGUGCCCUUCCUUUGCCUACACACAGAUUCCCUUUGGGUAUAAAACUGGCUUUGUUUUUCUUUUAGGGCAUCUGUAUUGUAGAUGGGGCUUUCUGCCUCGCCUUGAAACCUGAGCUGUACCUGGGAUGGAGCUGCUCCUCCAUCAGAUGGGGAAGUUGUUUGGUUUCUUAUUCUGUGGCCUGAAAAGAUUCAGUUUAAUCUUCAGCACUUUGUUUAAGUUAUGUGCUGCCAAUUCAAUAAAAAAGGUGCUUUCAGAGGCGUGGUAGCAAGGAAGGGAUUAUAUUGUGUAGAGUAAAAUUAAGUACCGCUUGCUGUGCAGGUAUUGCAAUACAUUAAUACAAUAGCAAAAGAAUUCAUUUCAGAAAAUUACCUUUCUGCCCCCGAGCCAGGGAAUCUGCAGGGCUUUAUAUUUACUGAAUUAAGCUUUAGCAUGUAGAGGAAAGAAAGCUGAAGCCCUGGGAACUGGGAGCAGAUGCCUGAUGCAGUGGGAUCCCAGUACCUGCUGAAGGAAUCUGAGAACAAGGCUCCUCCCUUAAAAGUUCAGUAAGGAAAGACAAGUUUGUGGAGCUGGUGAGGUCUUCAGUAUAGCAGCAGGGAGGCUGUGGUGCCCUGCUCCUUCCCAGCAGGUGGCCCUCAGUGAGGCAUGUCUGAGUCCCCGGAAGCUUUUGCUGGGGUGUCCAGCUAGCAUCGUUAUCUGCACACCAAGCUGAUUACCCCCAUGAACUCUAACCUCCGGUGGGCUUAUCUUCUGUUACAUUAUCUUUCCAUGAAUCCUCAUCAAGCUUUAGCACAUACAAAGCGUUGUGCAUGCGAAACCGAGGAAUUGAGUGGAAGGGGUCAUGGAUGAUAAAGCACAGAUAAACAGGCCUUGCUUUUUUUGAUAGUUUUCAUGGCUUCAGAGUUAAAGACACCCAGUGCAAUGAGCAGGCGGUGAUUUAAAACAAGAUUUAUUUGGUUGGGGUUUUUUUCGGCACACCAUUUGAUUUCAGAAAUAGCUGAUGGAUGUUUUGGGUGGUAGAAGGGGCGAUACUCGAGGUGUCAGAUCUGUAGUGGAUACGCCUGCUAAGCAGAGCGCAAUGGUAGGGAGUAGGUCUGCAGCUGCUUGUAGAGCCUGGAGGGUAUUCUGUGUAGAGCUUACUGGUUCUUGCUAACCUCUCCUUGUAGUUUGCUGCUAUCAGAGAAAAGAUAUCUCUGUUUAGUUUGAUUUGGCAUUACCAUCCCUAUGUUUUCCACCACUUGGCAAUUCCAGAUUAGUUACACCACUCAUUCUUUUCACUGCCGCUCUUCCUCUGAUUCCAUUGGGGUUUUAGCUCUGCGGUACAGAAAAGAACGUUUUAUCCACGUUUUGCUGUUAAAUGUUUGGCUUGGCUUCCCACUUUAUCAUCAAACAUAGUACUUGAAUUGUAGCUAGGAACCAAAGUGAUGGUAAGGGAGCAUAAGUGCUCUUCAGUUUGGGGGAAGGUGCAUGAAAGCACCCUUUAAUGUCAGCAGCAUACUGAAGUGAGCCCAGGGGCUGUGCUGAUGGCUUGUGGGCUCUGUAUGGUGUCAUGGUAGGAAAGACUGGAACAUGCCAAGUCUCAUGAAUGUGGCCUCCAGACCUGUCUUCACAAUGAAAUGCGAAUAUGAGAGGUGAUUGCAAUGUAUUUAAAGUCCGAAUUCUUGCACACUGUCAUUGUUCAAGGUUGGAUAUUGUGGUAUGGCUCAAAAGGAGAAGGCACAUCUGUCUUUUUGUUGCUGGCAGUACAGCAGUGGGCGCUGUUACAGUUGUUCUACAGCAAAUGUAAGAGAUGGCAAAUAUAAACCCACUGGAAAACAUUGUGCAAACCUGAAAAGGCUGAGAAGUGCUAUUCUGAGACGAGAGUAAGGGGAGUGUCAAAUGGACUUCUGUCUGACUCCAGGUGGUGCUUUGCACCUACAGAACUGAUGUAACUGGCUGGAUGGAGCACCUGGUUACCUUUAGUUUUGGUAAACUUUGAUUUUGGCACAAUAGCAGUGUUUUAAAGUGGUUGCAAAGUAGUUAUUGCUAAUGCUUGUUCUUUGGACAGGCAAUAUUUGGGCAUUUCGGAGAUGAAGUUAAAGCUUUUCAGAGGCGGAAUGCAGAUAGGGAGGAAACAGAGUAUCCUUUCCAGUCGGUUUUGGGUAGAAUCACAAAGUGUUGCUGUUGUUAUAACAUUGUUAUUUACUGUUGUUACAUGGAAAAAUAGAGUUGCUUGAAUUCCUUAAUUGAAUUUUCAUACCUAUCAUAUUUGGACUCUUUUCAAAGGGCAAACUUAGUUCUGUUUCCCACAUGCCGAAAAAUUAAAAUACAGCAGCUUUGGGUUGUUUUCUUUUCAUUCUUCUCAAUUUUGGGUUGUUUACGAGCAGUGUGCCUCGUUAAAUACUGCUGCCCCUUACGUAGCAAAGUCUCUCAGACGCGAUGGGUGCUUUGGCUGUGCUGCUGAGCAGUGCCCAGCCGGGUCUGCGUCUGCGCCUCUGUCGUUCUUCAGUUGUGCUGCUUUGUCUGCCGUGUUUUAGAAGCUUCUUUUGAGUUCUGGGAGUUGAGUCUGGAAUUGACAAUGGCACAGGACAGACUUUUUAGUAAGUCAGUGCCGGUCCAUUCCUUGAAGUGACACUCACUAAAUAAAGUUGUUGUCUUUCUGAGAUUUGUAAAAUUGGAUGCAAACAAGACCCAGGAUUUAUACUGUCUGUCUGCAUUUAUAAAAGUACUCUUUGAGCUGUGAAUGAGGAUGACUGAAACACAGCCAGGAAAGCUUUAUUUGAUAUUUGGAUGUGUGCCAUGAAUAGAGUUCAGCUAACACAUGCCUUUGUCAGUUGUUGAAAUUCAACUUUAAAAGGAUUAAUUUCUCAACCCUACCCUGCUGAGCAGAAACCCUGAAUGUUGAGAUUAACAGCUUUUCUGAAGGUUGGUGGAACACUGCAGUAAGUGACUUUUGCUCAGGUAUAAAUUAUGGGCACAAUUACCCUUCUAACACGAGCACUUUUGGUCUCAGUGCUUGCAGCUUUAAAAAACGAGGAAAAAACCUUUCGGAUUUUAUUUAUUUUUCAAUACAAGAGGCAACAAUGCUGGAGUUGUGAUAAAACUUCAGUGACUCGGUUAGUGAUAUAUUGCUGAUGGACUUGGUAUGAAAUAACGUUGGCUGUGUGUCAGUGGGCUCCUCUCCUGCUCACCAGCAUGUGCCGUGUGUGCCGUGUCAGCAGCACAGUGCAGCUCCUCUGCUGCUGCUUCACAGGGGACUUUUACCAACAUCAACUUCUUAAUCAAAGUUUUCUGCUGUGGGCAGAAUGAUUGCACCUGCCUUGCCCUGUGUGCUCAUGAAUCGUGUUGAUUUAGGGUUUGCUGCUUUUGUCUGAAGCCGGAGGGAACUGGAAGGAAGAUUUUGUGUUUGGUUGUGUAAAACAGCCUUGUAUACACUGCAGUUUCUUUGAAAACCUGCCACUGUUGCUGUAGCAGCAAUAUAGCUCUGCCAGUAUUGACAGUAAGGGGAGCACUGGUGGCAGGGCUUGCUCCCGGUGUUCAGCUGUGCUGCCAUCCACAGAUCCACUGCUCGUGGCAUGGAUGAUGCAACACAAGGGAGGCAACAAGUUCACUGUUUUCACCGCUGUCUGCUUGGAGGUGCGGCUGAAGAAGGCAGCAGUGCGAGUGCCUGGAGCACAACUGGCAUGCCUUCCUUUCAGAAGGAUGUGUUCCUCACAAUGGUGCAUGGGGAAAGGACAUAACCCAAACACGUUUGUCACCUGGUUAAGUGUUGGUUUGAGCUGAGUACUAUGUUUAAUCACAUGGUUCUGAAACACCCCCAGAGGUGUCAGGUAGGCACUGCUGUGGUGUUACCUGGCAGACUGAGCACCGGCCUGCACGGACACGGCCAUGUCCUGCUGCGUGCUGGUGGCUGGGCAGCCUCAUCAGCUGCUGCCUGCCUGUGGCUCAGUUUCUGCAUGUGCAAAAAUAGAAGAAAUCAUACUGACAGCCUUGUAAUGUGCCUUGGGGUGCAUGCAUCAAGGCUAUGAAGGAGUUCCGUGCCCCAGCCCAUCAGCUUGGCUCUUCCAGAGCAGUGAUGGCUUGCACCUUUUGCUGGUUAUGCACAGAUCCUGUGCCAUUUGUGUGUGCAUGGAGGUGUGUUCUCAGCAUGGCUGUUGCGGUGCUCCUUGCUGACUUAGGGGCACAAAGCCUCAGGCUGCCUGCCUGCGUCUCCCUGCAGACCUGAGCAUAGCUGGGCUGGGUGCAUGCAAUCCCUGCACCAUGCAGCAGCGCACAUCCCAUCAUUCUGUACUGUAGGAACCGAACUUGUUCAAUUAAACCAAACGUGGGGUAUGUGGGAGGACCUUGUUUUCCCUGGUGGAUAAAUGGAGGGAGCUGAUCAGCUCCUACAGGCUCUUCCUGAUGUGAAAUAGUUCCCUUGAAAGGGUUCCCACACCCAAGCUUUUGUUGCAGAAAAAUCCGUCAGGGUCUCCUGACGCUAACAUGUUGUUACAAAGCAAGGCUUUGCUUGUGUGUUGAGUAUUUAGAGCUGACGUAACACUCCCACCUCCCUUUCAGAACCCUUUGUGAACUGAGCCUUUGUGGUGUUGUUUAGUGACUGGGUUUAUUGUAUGCAACUAUAUUGUUUGUCAUAGACUGGAUUUGUGGGUAGAACCAAACUUUAAGUUAAAAAUAAACAAGCUAAAAACAACCAACCAAAACAUGGGGGUUCUUCUGAAAGGACCAGAAGCCUUGAUUUUUCCAGAUAUAGCGUAGAUUUUGGUUUUAGUGCCUUCUACAAACAUUUCUGAAAGACCCUCAAUUGCACGUAGAGCUUCAUUAAGCAGCACCUGACUUUGGAGUGGGGAGUGACAGCAGGGACCUUGUCAUACAGGUUUAGCUCCAAACUCCACGCUUUAAUGUGAACUGAUGAGCGUCACAGAAUCUGUAUGUGCAUGGGCACUUUGAACCUGGUUUUUUUAUGCUGCCUGGGGAUGUAUGCAGCACGUGGACACUGGUUUUGGUGGUUUGAUUUUUCUUUCUUUCUAGUGUCUUUCAUCUGCAGAGUACGUGUGCUCCACUGUGCUUUCCUCGCUUGCAGCCUCUACAGCUGAAGCUACUUGCAUGUUUGUGUACUUCUAAUUGUUUUUUAAUUUAGUUCCAUGUAAACAGCUCUUUGCCUGUUUGUUUGCUUGUUUUUUGAUCAGCUCGGAGUACCUCAUUAGAAGAGAUUUCUGCUAGCAUGCUGCCAGCUGAUUAGAAGAGUGCACCAAGGUUUGUCUAAUCUCUGGUGUGACUGUCAUGUGCUACAGCAAGGAAGUGGCUUCGGGAGAAGCAGCCAAAUCUGCAUGGGUAUUAAACCAUGUUGAGGAGAACUGUAUUGGUGGGGAUGAAGUGGACAGCCGUUUGGUGCAGGGAGCUUAUUAAACACAAGGAUUGUCUUUGCUGUUCAGAAGGCCAAGGAAGUGGUGAGAGAUUUCCAGUACAUACCCUUAAAAGCAAGGAGCCCAUGGGAACGCCUUAUCUGCCCCCAGUGCACCGGCACUGACCGUGAUCUGUGCUCAGGGUGCUGCUGUUACUUUGGGAUGGGGCCGAGGGUUUGGGGGAUGGCCUGGCUGUGCUCUCAGACAUGCGGUGGUGGUUCAGCUGCACCCGAGGAGCCACCUCACAGAGCUUGGGGAGGAAAUGAGUCCUCCUGCAGCAUCAUGAACCGGUUCUGGCACAGCGCGAGCCAGCGAGGCACUGAAUUGCUGGGAUCGCAACUCUUCAUCCAUAUAGCUGAAACUUCUAUGGGGCUGUAACUGAGGAGUCAUUCAAGGCUCAUUCCAUAAUCUGUCUAUGACCUUCUCCCAAAGGAGCUGCAGUUACCACCUUCCAGAGAAACAUCUGUAGCAUCCAUGAGCCAAACAAGUGGAGGCGAGGCAGGUUCGCCUCCUCCAGCUGUAGUUGCUGCUGAUGCUUCUUCAGCUCCUUCCUCUUCCUCCAUGGGCGGUGUUUGCAGCUCCUUUACCACCUCUUCCAGUCCUACCAUUUACUCUACCUCAGUCACCGACAGCAAGGCUAUGCAAGUGGAGAGCUGCUCCUCAGCCGUGGGGGUAAGUAACCGAGGGGUAAGUGAAAAGCAGUUAACCAGUAACACGGUCCAGCAGCAGCAGUCAACGCCGAAGAGACACACAGUGCUGUACAUCUCGCCACCACCUGAGGACUUGCUGGACAACAGUCGGAUGUCCUGCCAAGAUGAGGGGUGUGGAUUGGAAUCAGAACAGAGCUGCAGUAUGUGGAUGGAGGAUUCACCCUCCAACUUCAGUAACAUGAGUACCAGUUCCUACAAUGAUAACACUGAGGUGCCACGUAAAUCACGCAAACGAAAUCCAAAGCAGAGGCCAGGGAUCAAACGCCGAGAUUGUGAAGAGUCCAACAUGGAUAUAUUUGAUGCCGACAGUGCCAAAGCGCCUCACUAUGUCCUUUCUCAGCUCAGCACGGACAGCAAAGGCAACUCAAAAGCAGGAAAUGGAGCGUCGGAGAGCCAGAAAGGAGCUGGAGGGAAGAAGACCCCAAUGUUGUGUGGUCAGUAUCCAACCAAAAGUGAGGGGAAGGAGCUGAAGAUAGUGGUGCAGCCGGAAACCCAGCACAGGGCUCGUUAUCUGACCGAAGGCAGCCGAGGCUCAGUGAAAGACCGGACACAACAAGGUUUUCCAACUGUAAAGCUGGAAGGUCACAAUGAGCCGGUGGUGCUGCAGGUGUUCGUGGGAAAUGACUCUGGCCGAGUGAAACCGCAUGGCUUCUACCAGGCCUGCAGAGUUACUGGGAGAAACACCACUCCCUGUAAGGAGGUGGAUAUCGAGGGCACUACUGUUAUUGAGGUGGGACUGGACCCUAGCAACAAUAUGACACUUGCGGUUGAUUGCGUGGGAAUACUGAAGCUGAGAAAUGCUGAUGUCGAAGCUAGAAUAGGGAUUGCUGGUUCCAAGAAAAAAAGCACACGUGCCAGGCUGGUAUUUCGUGUUAACAUCACUCGCAAAGAUGGUUCCACGUUGACUCUGCAGACACCUUCUUCCCCAAUUCUGUGCACUCAACCAGCAGGAGUUCCCGAGAUCCUAAAGAAAAGCCUGCACAGCUGUUCGGUGAAGGGUGAAGAGGAAGUUUUUCUAAUUGGCAAGAACUUUCUAAAGGGAACGAAAGUGAUUUUCCAAGAGAAUGUUUCUGAUGAAAAUUCUUGGAAGGCAGAAGCUGAAAUAGACAUGGAAUUGUUUCAUCAGAAUCACCUUAUUGUGAAGGUGCCACCGUAUCACGACCAGCGAAUAACCUCAGCUGUUUCUGUGGGAAUUUAUGUGGUGACCAAUGCUGGACGAUCGCAUGAUGUGCAGCAAUUCACGUACACUCCAGAUACAUCAGCUGGUACUCUGAAUGUUAAUGUGAAGAAGGAAAUCUCCAGCCCAGCCCAACAUUGUUCUUUUGAAGAGGCUAUAAAAGCCACCAGUUGUAAUCUGGAGAAGGUGAAUAUUCUUCCUAGUGCCUUGAUAACUCCACUCAUGCCAAGCAGUAUGAUUAAGAACGAAGAUGUGUCUCCAAUGGAAGUAAGCGCGGAAAAAAGAUCUCCCCCUGUCUUCAAGGCUUCAAAAGUAGUUGGACCGACUCAACAAACAUUAGAAAGCAGUAUGCCUGGCAUACCGACUUCUGCUUCCCAUUUACCUUCUGAAAAUGAAAAGCAGCAACAAAUACAGCCUAAGGUUUAUAAUCCAGAGACUCUAACUACUAUCCAAACGCAGGAUAUUACCCAGCCUGGUAGCUUUUCAUCUGUCUCUACUCCAGGUCAGCUGCAGAACAGUGACACGUUAUUGCAGCAAGCUGCGCAGUUCCAAACAAGGGAUUCCCAAACCAGAGAAGUCUUGCAGUCAGAUGGCACAGUAGUCACUUUGUCACAAUUAACUGAUGCUUCGCAACAACAACAAUCCACACUACCAGAACCAGCGCAGGCGUUACAGCAACAGAUUUCAUCGAGUAUUUUCUCGUCAGCGAGUGGUGUGAGUCAGCUGCAGAACACUAUACAGCAAUUGCAGGCUGGAAAUUUUCCAACUAACACUGCCACAGGCAGCAGUAGAAAUGUAGACUUGGUGCAGCAGGUACUGGAAGCUCAACAACAGUUAUCUUCUGUUUUAUUUUCUGGGUCUGACAGCAAUGAGGAUGUUCAAGAUCAGCUGAAUGCAGAUAUCUUUCAGCAAGUUAGUCAGAUACAAAAUACUGUAAAUCCUGGGAUAUUUUCUUCGUCAGAUACAGCUGUCCAUUCCAGACCAGAGAACCUUUUGCCUGGAAGAGGUGAAAAUGUUCAUCCACAGCCUGAAAAUACAUUGUCCAAUCAGCAACAGCAACAACAGCAGCAGCAGCAGCAGGCAAUGGAGACUUCUGCAGCAAUGGUGAUAGGAAUCCAGCAAAACAUUUGCCAGGCUGCUACACAGAUGCAGUCCGAUUUGUUCUCUUCAACAACUUCAGGGAAUGGAGCCCUCCAACAGUCACCUGUUUACCAGCAGGCUUCUCAUAUAAUGAGUGGGUUAUCAACGAGCGAAGACAUGCAAAUGCAGUGCGAAUUAUUCUCUUCAUCUCCUGGUGUUUCUGGAAGUGAGACUAAUUCUACAGCUCAGCAGCAGGUCUCCAACAAUGGACCUACUAUAUUUCAGGCAUCAAGUUCUGCAGAUGGAGAGGAAGCUUCAGGACAGAGUAAACAGAUGCAAAGUUCUGUAUUUCAGACCAUGGUUCAAAUGCAGCACAGUGGAGAAAGUCAAUCUCAAGUUAAUCUCUUUUCAUCUACCAAAAACAUGAUGACUGUUCAGCCAAGCGGAGCUCAGCAGCAAGGAGGUGGUCUGUUCCAGCAGGGCGGAGAAAUCAUGUCUAUUCAGCCUGCAAACUUUAUGCAGCAAUCUCCGCACUCACAGGCUCAGCUUUUUCACUCUCAGAAUCCUAUUGGUGAUACUCAGAAUAUAUCACAGGAAACACAAGGCUCCAUUUUUCACAGUCCAAAUUCCAUUGUCCACAACCAGACAAAUGCUAAUUCGUCAGACCAACUGCAGCCUCCAAUGUUCCAUUCACAGAGCACCAUGGGUGUAUUACAGAGCUCUUCAGUUCCUCAAGACCAGCAGUCUGCCAACAUGUUCCUUCCCCAGAGUUCAAUAAGCAACCCAGCAACUCAAGAAGAGCAGAUGUCAUUCUUUACAAACCCAAGUUCCAUUUCUCCUCUUCAGGCAGCAGCAAACACUGAGCAACCAACUUCUUUCCAACAACAGACACAGAUAUCUCAUAUCCAGAGUUCUAUGCUUCCCCAGGAACAGCCUCAGACUCAGCCUGCUCAGCAAGGUUUGUUUCAGCCACAAGUACCUUUAGGUUCCAUCCAGUCCAGUUCAAUUCCCCAGAACCAACAAGGAGCUAUCUUCCAGCCUCAGCAUUCAAUAGUUGCUAUUCAGAGCAGUCCUCCAUCUCAAGAGCAGCCACAGCAGCAGCAACAGAACAUGAUGUUCAGUAAUCAAAAUGCAAUGAGUACAAUUGCUUCUCAAAAGCAAAACAUGAUUUUUAACCCAAACCAAAACCCCGUUACUAAUCAGGAACAGCAAGGCCAGUCCAUUUUUCAUCCACAGACUAACAUGGCACCAAUAAACCAGGAACAGCAGCCCAUGCAAUUCCAGAGUCAAACUACAGUGUCUUCUCUACAGAAUCCUGGAUCCAGCCAGGCUGAAGCACAGCAGCCAGCCAUCUUCCAUAACUCACCCCAGAUUCAGUUGGUCCAAGGGUCACCAAGUUCUCAAGAGCAACAGGUCACCCUUUUCAUCUCUUCUGCUUCCAUGUCUGCCUUGCAGAACAGUAUGAGCCAGCAAGAUCUGCAGCAAUCUCCUAUGUACUCCUCUCAAAACAGCAUGGCAGGAAUGCAAGGAACUGCUUCUCCUCCACAGCAGCAAGCUUCUUUAUUUCAUAACACAGCAGGAGGUGCUAUCAACCAGCUGCAGAAUUCUCCUGCUUCAUCUCAGCAGACUUCAGGAAUAUUCCUGUUUGGCAUUCAAAACAACUGUAGCCAGCUGCUGCCUUCUGGACCAGCUGCACUGCCUGAUGAGUUGAUGGCUAUCAGUCAGCCAGGUCAGCCACAGAGCGAGGGACAAGCAGCAGUGCCAGCGCUUCUCUCCCAGCAGAUACCUGAGACUUCUCCACUACCUUCAGCUAUGGCACCCAGUCAGAAUAUUGAGAAAAUAGAUGAUCUGCUUGUUUCACUGCAAAACCAGGGGAACAAUAUGACCGGCUCGUUUUAGUGAGGCAAAAAUUCUCUGAAGAAAGAGGUGAUGACUUCCUGGAUCCUCUCAAACCUUGUGACUCUGGAUUAGGCAGCAUGGAACUGAUUGCUUCUGUCAAAAAGUGGCCCUCUUUUCUAAAGAGCACAUACGUGGCCAGUUGCAGUGUCUAGCACCUAAGGCUAUGACUGUAUUAUUUGAGAUUCAAGAUUCGUAGUGCCAAUAAUGCUGAAAAGUUAUGCUUUGUUUUACAAGGGCAUAGGAUUGUACUGUUACCUGACUCCCAGUGCCCACCAAGAGUGGGAUGCUCUUUGAAUUUAAAGCAUAUCUGGUCAGUUAUUAUUGUUGUUGUUAGAAGGUAAUACGUACUACCACGUUUACUUUUGUUUUCCCCUUCUCUUCUUCACAUCCCCUCUUUUGACUAGAAAAGCUAGUGAAGCAGAAACAUCAAAUACCUGUGACGUGAAUCGUGACUCAUAGCUGUCAGUAAAUGAAGGGACUGGAUGUUUUACAGUUAAGUGGGAGAGCUAAUACUGUGAUUUAUUAACUGCAGUAGGGGGCAAUGAAAAUAUUUACACACAUAACAAAUGAGCAGAGAAUUUCUUGCUCGGGUAGCCUGAGCUGUAGGUAGCCUGACAGAGGUGGGUGCUUCCCAUCUGAGAACAUGAUUAACAGUUAUCCGUGUCCUUUACAUGUAACUGUAAAUAGAGCAAGGGUUUGGUGGCUCUAACAAAUUGAAGAAACAAAGGGGAGUUUUCAGUUAAAUUAUGCUCUAAAAAUCUUAACCUCUUAAAUAGCUUCCACUUGAAAAGAAUAUUCUGCCUGGCUGAAGAAACAACUGCUUUUGGUCUCCCAUGCUGACUGUAUGGGUCAGAACUUGUUGAAGCUGCAUUACCCAUUCUCAAACCCGUUUUUUCCUUUUUGUUCUUUUUAUGUUUUUCCUUCUCUCUUCCUCAGUUUCCUAUUAUGUUUUUGGAAGUGUUAUAAAAAUCCUGCUCUCUUUCAAGAUCAGAAGCAGCUUUUAGGAGUUCAUGACGCCAGCUCUUGUGCUGUUAAAAUGCUUGGUCAAACAGGCUCUGACAAAUAAAGAUUAAGGAAAGAGGAAGCAAUUCUUUUGCAUCCCAUCAAAUGUGGGAUUCCCCCUUAACCAGUCGCUUCCCAGCUGUUGUACAUCUUCUGUUUGACUUUACUCCAAACGGGGAAAUUAAAUCACUUUCACACAUUCUUGAAAAUUUCCCCUUAUCCUGAGCUGUUGCGUCUUUAUAGCUCGUUGCAAAUUUGAAGUGUUAUUCUCCUCCUGACAGUCCCCUAGGCACAGCUUCUAGGUUGUCAGACAUCGACUCGUUCCAGAAUGUAAAGCCAACCCACUCCAAACCAUGCAGUUGUGUUGUGAGACAUGAAUUUUUUGGGUGCUCCAACUGUCCGGAAGGUUUUGUGAUAUCUCACUGCAGCCCCAUUCGGAUGUUCGUUUCUUCUCCUUCUGCACGUAGAAAGCUGUUAUUGCAGUUAGAGCCAAACAGCUGUCAUGUAUGGCUAUUAUGCCUCGGUAUAGUGUAGUUGAUAUCAUGUCAUACUUCAUUGUUGUUAUUUUAAAUAACAAAGAAUAGUCUGUAAAUGGUUUUUAAGUUACUUUAGUCUGUUUACUGUGUUUUUUCCCUAACCCGUGUGCUUAGUUGAGCCGUGUAGAGUUUUUGUUUGUUUCAGUGGUUUUUCCUGUUUGUCGGUCUGUCAUAACGUUCAUUUUCUCUUUCUGUCUCUCUCUUUCUCUCUCUCAUUGAGAGGCAUUGAAUUACGUUUUCAGUAGUAAGGCUUCUUGCCGAUAUGAAGGGAACUUUUCAGAAAGAGACCUGCUCUGGGUCAUUUAAUUUUGAAUACAGUUUUCAAUCGUUCAAGUUUUGGAUGGUUUAUAUCUAAUGUGUGUUUCAUUUUUUUGGAAAGCUAUAUUUUGUAUUUAGGAAAUGGUAUACUAUUUUGCUAUUUGUACUGAGUGAGUACAUUGGCAUAAAUAUAAAAAUUUAUAUAUAUACAUAUAUAUAAAAUAUUCUUUUUGCCACACAUUUUUGUGGUAAAUUUGUGAGUUUGUCUGAUGUUCUACCACAACGUGGCGUCUGAUAACAGUGGGGUGGGGUGGGGUUUGUUAUGUCUUUAUUGAGUAUUUAAGUACUUUUUGCAACAUAAAUAACUUGUUCAUCUCUCGCCAUUCCAUCAGGCAAUGUAUUGUUCCAGCUGGCUAUGAGAAGCUUCACCGUGUGUGUUGGUGUCUGUCACUCAGCAGUUCAAUCUAGCACGGAAACCCGUAGGCAUUUAGGCGUAGAGCGGAUAACGGGGUUUCAUUCAGAAUGAGCCAUUCAGCUUUUAUCCUCUAUCACUGUCUAUUUAAUAUUUUAUUAUUAGUGCCUCUGUGGUUUAACUUUUAAUUUAUGAUUAUGCUAAAAUGUUUAAAAUUUUAAUCACGAUAAAAAGAAUUCCCUGCUUCAUACUGUCCAGAGCUGCUUUAUAACCCCAAACCAUACUUUUUCUUCCUGUGAUUUAUAUAUAUAUAUUUUUUUCUGCUAAGAGCAAAUAUUAAUAAAACCCUGUUAUGGUUCAUGACAUGAAAAUAGCAACCUUGCAGAACUGACUAAAUGCUAGAUGAGGAUGCGUACAAGACUGAGAAUUGUGGACCGAAACAGCUUCCAGAUGGUUGUGGAAGUUGAUAGCCAGUUACUCACAGAUGAGCUGGUGGCUUUGCAGGAUCCCAGUCCCAGGACAAACUGUCAGGUGUCAUCUGGGGCCUUCAUACACAGAAGAAGUAAUAGGAAUGACACGUUCACUUGUAUGUUGCUUCAGUUCGUUCCAUUGUUUUGAAGGGUGUAUCCUUUGUUGAAGUGUUGUUGGUCAGUGCCAAGUCACCAGGGACCAAUUUUCCAAUUAAGAAGUUAGGUGUCCAAAAGAGAACUUUAUACCAAGACUGCUACAGCUCCAGCGGAGGGUAUGUUUGAACUGUGUGCGUAUUUUAGGUGGCUUAUUUAAAAAGAAAAAGAAAAAAAAAAGGGCUGUGCUAUCACAUUUUUCACUUUUGGAUAACACCUUUCAUUUAUUGUGUUUAAAUUUAUCUCGUUUCAUUUUAGGUCAAUGUUUAAAUGUACAACACUUUGAACAUGUGAUUUGGUUACAAAAAGUAUUUGUCUUAUGAAGGAAAAGAUUGCUCAGUGGUUGAUUAGUGCUGGAACUGCUGCUUGCAAACAGCUGUAACGAGGGGUUUGAUAAGCCAAUAACGAGCUUCAGGACAGCCUGCAGGAUUUCAUGGCAGAAAGAGACAAGAGCAGUGUGAGCCACAUUGGUAUGCUAUCAGUCCUGAACAUUAGUGACAACCAGUUGAUAUUGAUCAUUGGAGCUUAUUCUGCGUUUUCAAUCCCUUUGUUUACUCCUCUGCAUGUUGAUGCUGCUGUGCCUGUUGGGCUGAGGGCAGGUGGACGCUUGCGGGCACAGAGCUAAAGGUAGUGGUGUCACAUCUAAUCCAUUUCUCUGGAGAAGGUUGGAAGAUAGUGAGACAUUUCGGCUGUACAUUUGAAGUUCCUAACACCACUGUAAAAGAGAACCCACUACCAUACAUAAAGCAGCAGUUAAAUGCAAGAAAUACUACUAGGUGAAAAGUGCAAAACCAGACCUGUGUUACUCUGGUGGGUUUUCUCUGCUAGUUUGCUGCUUGAGCUCUCUCUGAACCCAUCUGAGCCUCUGUCCUAAACAUGGGCUGUUCCUCCAGUUGUAGGUGCCUCUCUGCUGUCUGAUUUACAGAACAGAGAUUUAUUUGCACAGAUAAAAAGCUACAGAGGUGUAUCUGCUAACCACCAGCCUUGGGUUCAUGUCUGCCUAUACCUUGUUUUACAAGUAAAAAGAAACAACAAACAAAACUUUGAGUAGCGUAAUUCACAAAGUAAUGAGCUAACAUCUCCUGGCAGGAAUUUAUUGGUGCUUUGUGCUUCAUUGGCAACUCCACCUUUUGUUAUUAAUUGCCUCUUUGCUGCUUACUCUUCCAGCAGUUUCUGAAGCCCAGUGCUUUGCUAUUUAACAUCAAAAUAGUUCAGGAAACAAUUCCAGCCUUACUGCUUCCAAGUAGAGGUUUGAUCACCAGCCGUUCUGUUAUAUAUAUAAGACUUUUUUUUAAUCAUGGACAGUAGUUCAGUUUUAAGAUAGAAUGAAACAUCAAUAAACUUCUGUAAAUUGGGCAUGCUUUUUUUAAUCUGGAAACACUGAGCACCUGGCAGCUGUGGUGGUGGGCAUUGCCCCGGUUUAGGUAAUGGGAUCAAAACGAAAGAUUUGUAAUAUAAUUUGUGUUGUAGUUUCUAAAAAUGAAACUUGUCUGAACAGAUGUUUCGUUCAUUUCUGGAGUCUUCAGAGAAUACCAAACAAGUGAGAAGCUUGUGUUUGACUUGAAGGAUGUUUUAAACCGCAGGUUGAGUAGCAUUUGGGCUUAUUUAACAUCAAAAUCAGAAGUUUCUAUUGGACUAAAGCUAAGCACAGUUCCUGCCAUACGUGCGUGCAGGCGUGCGUGUGCACUUCCAUUCCGGGUUGGUAAGGGCUUUGUGUCAGUUUCUCAAUCUCAUGUACCUGAAUGAUGCUGGUUUAUUUUUUCACUUACUACAGGAGAGGAGUGCAAGGAUUGCAGACACAUACCUGAGCGAUAGAAGUGAGAGGGAGGAGAAUGAAUUGCUUUGCAUGCGCUCAACCGUGAGUUGUAGGUGGAAGGUGUUCAUUUAUUCUGGGGGUUGUCUCUUUAAUUCGGAGCAGUAUUUUGGGAUAGGUUGUGAGUGCUUCACGUUCACAUUCAGACCGAUUACACCAGCUGCGUAUGGCAGCAGUCAGCUGAGGGGUUACACAGGAGAGGCUUUUCCUUUCAUACAAUCAGUGUAGGUGUGUAAAUAGGCAAUGCCUGUAUAUUCAAGGAUUGUAUAUAUGUAUAUAGAGGAGUCAUAUCUAUUAUAAAUAGUCAGUAGAUGUGUAGAGUACUGCUAUAUUUACAUUUUUAUUACCCUGAAAUUAUAUCCAUUUUUUCAUAUUUACUGAGGUUUUCCAGCAGCUCGUUGGUAGCUGUAGAACACCUUUCAGUACUGUUCGUGUGGCACUGUUGGUAGCGUUGCUUCGGAAGCAGUCUCUGCUUUUGAAAGUCACUCAUGUCUGUGGGGUUAAAGUGGCUGCUGAAAUCAGCUAUACAGUUUUGUAUUUUUGUAUAUUUUUAUUAAUAGUUGCAAAUGUGUUGUGAACCGACAGCACCGUCAGGUCAGCCCACAGGACGGGCGCUGUGGCAGCGCACACUUUCUGCACCUGUGUGUGCUCUGUGUGCUCUCCUGGAGCAGCUCGGUCAGAGCUGCCGCCAGCACCGCUUCCUGUCUGUGUCUCCGAGCAGCUCCUGCAGGCACGGAGCAGCGGUGCGUGUGCUCAGCUGAGCUGACACCAGCAGUGUUCUUACAGUGGGUUCGUGAAUCUGCCCAGCAAGGGAUAUCAGCGGCUGCUCAGCUUGGGUUGCGGUUGGGUCGUGAUGCUGAGGCUUAGUCUGUAGGCAUUCCUCUUCUCUUUGCUCCAAUCCUCGCAUGUAAGGGGAAGCGUCCCUAAACCUGUUUUUAUUUUUAUUGAAGUAGUUGAUAUCUGGAGCGCUGUCUCCCUGGAGCCCUGUGAAAGCUCUCCCCAGUUCCUCCCCAUAGGGAAUGCUGUCCCGACCCAUACCGAUUUCAUGCAGGUUGUCUGAGAAGUUGAGCUCCCUAAAAGGAAUCCCAGAUCGUGAACUCAGCAGUGUGUGCUUUGUCCAUCGUGACUCCUCAUGCCAAAUCUUAUGGACUCCACUGCAGUUUGGCGUGAGGUUGAUCAGUAGACAUUGUUGUCAAAGCAUCUCUGCUAAACUGAAAGUAGCAUCCUCAUUUCUUUUCUCUGAGAUGAUUUCCACUGCUUCUGGAGCUGGAGACCUGUAGCUUUUGCUAUCACAAUUGAUGAAAUUGCUCAUAACAUAUCAGUAUACUGGGACGAGGUGAGGAACAAGAGGAUUUCACUGCCUCCUGUGGGAUACUCACCGAAAUUCUUUGCAAGUGCUCAAUUUAGCCUCCAGAAUUUCAGUACAUAGCCCACUGAAGACGUUGUGUGCAUUUGUUGUAAUUAAGAUGAGGAAAGGGUCCCAUGUUUGGAUGAUGUAAAUUGCCUUAACUUCCCUUUAGUCUGCAGAGCUGCCCCCUGUAAGCUGGUGAGGAUCUGCCCCGUGCUGCUGGCCCAGGCUGCCAAGCAGCAUUGCUGUGCCGUGGAGCCCCCAGGCACUGCCCCCCCCCAGGAAUAGUGGAACUGGAGACAAGUUCCAGUGUCCCACUUAAAAGCCCACAGCAUUGCUGAAGCUUUUUAAUUUUGAACACUAUUGAAAAUGUGGAGUCGCCUCACUUUACGAAAGCUCGCUGCUGAUGAGUAAGCUCCAAAAUCUUUCAGAUCAGAGCAUUCUACCUCUGUUAACACCUGCAUCUGUCUCGUGGUGCUGCCACCUUUUCUGCCAUGUUUUCCUGCAGUGCACUGAUCAACCGCUGAGCUGCCUUUUCCCUUGUCCUGCAAUGUGAAAGUAGCACCAGAUAUUCCCUGUGCAUUUCUGUGUAUAUGGCUUUCGUAGAUGGGAUUUUCAAAGCACUGAUCCCCAGUGCUUUCGGUUUGUUCUAUGAGGGGGAUAUUUCAUUUGCAUCUAUGUUUUUAGCUAUCCUGUGAUAACUUGUUGAAUAUUAAAAAAUAAAAAUAUUUUGCUUCUAUUGGGACAUUUGUAUACUCGCAACUAUAUUUCUGUAAACAGCUGCAGUCAAGAAUAAAACAAUGAAAGUUUUCAUUUUGCAGUGUAAA